AGCGCUGCGCGAGUAUAGGUGCGAGAGUGCGUGCGCACGAUUUUUGCUCGGAAGUGUGCGCGCUCCACGGGUCCGGGCUGCGCACCGUGCGCCACUAUCGUGGACAGUUUUUCGACGUUUUUCAGUUCGCCUUUAAACUGUUAAACUCGCGGAUUCAAGUUACUCGCGUGUGCGGUUCGGUUUGUGUAGUGUUCUUGUCUGUAUCGCAUUCGUAGUGUUGUGAAGUGAACGUCACAAAAAUCUUGCCAAUAUGGAUGCCAUCAAGAAGAAGAUGCAGGCGAUGAAGCUGGAGAAGGAUAAUGCCUUGGAUCGGGCCCUUCUCUGCGAGCAACAGGCUCGUGAUGCCAAUCUGCGCGCCGAGAAGGCCGAGGAGGAGGCACGCCAGCUCCAGAAGAAGAUCCAGGCGAUUGAAAACGAUCUGGAUCAGACCCAGGAAUCGCUCAUGCAAGUCAACGCCAAGCUCGAGGAGAAGGAGAAGGCCCUGCAGAAUGCUGAAUCAGAAGUUGCCGCUCUGAACCGUCGUAUUCAGCUGCUGGAGGAAGAUCUCGAACGUUCGGAAGAACGUUUGGCUUCCGCCACGGCUAAACUGUCAGAGGCUUCGGCCGCCGCUGACGAGAGCGAACGGAUUCGAAAAGCGCUUGAAAAUCGUACAAACAUGGAGGACGAUAGGGUAGCGAUACUGGAGGCGCAACUAGCCCAAGCCAAGCUAAUAGCAGAGGAAGCUGAUAAAAAAUAUGAAGAGGUGGCCAGAAAGCUGGUGCUCAUGGAACAGGACCUGGAGCGUUCGGAGGAGAAGGUUGAAAUGAACGAAAGCAAGAUCGUCGAGCUUGAGGAAGAACUGCGCGUUGUCGGUAACAACCUGAAGUCGCUGGAAGUCUCCGAAGAAAAGGCAACGCAACGAGAGGAAUCGUACGGUGGCCAAGUUAGAGUAUUGGAUCAACGUCUCAAGGAGGCUGAAGCCCGUGCUGAAUUCGCUGAACGUUCCGUUCAGAAGUUGCAGAAGGAAGUCGACAGACUCGAAGAUGAACUGACAGUCGAACGUGCCAAGAACAAAAUGCUUCAAGAGGAAAUGGAAGCUACCCUGCAUGAUAUCCAGAAUAUGUAAGCUAUCGAGGAAGCAGCGCAUUGCCAGAAGAUAUGUCGUCAUUACGAGCUGAGCGUGCACUAGGCAUAACAUGGAAGCGCAGGAAAAGAGAGUUGUAAACAGACAUCGUUUGGCAUUUCUUCGAUGAUGUACCAUGCCGAAUCCAUCACAAAAAACCGCACGCACGAACUUUCACACAUCCACAUACUCGUUACGUUGUUGAAAUUCACAGACAUCAUGCGAUUGUGCACAUUCGGAGGAAGAAGGACGUUUAGUAGAGAAGCGCUGAUGCAAGUGGUUCGAUUUGCAUUACUUUUAGGGGUACUAGCGGAAACAGGAGCCCUUGUUUCAUUGAGAGAAAAUGAAAAUCUUCUGGGAACAAAAGUGUAGAAGGCAGGCUACGUACAGAGUUUUUAAACUAAAUCAAAAUGAUGCGCACACGACGCACGAAGGGUGAUGAAUGUAGAGCAGCAAAACUAAUGCUGCCCGAAAUAUGAAGCAUUUUAAUUGGAUCACUUUAUUGUGAACUGUUUCUUCAUUGUAUAAAAUUGUUCAGCUUUCCCCGUUAGAAGCAGAGAGCGCAUGCAAACGGUCGGUCCCAAAUGGAGAAUCACUCGAGGACAAAACCGUGACGCCGCGAAUAGUUUCUGUUUUGUCUCGCCUAGUCGUUUGGUUCAAGGUUUAAACUGUCCGGAGUCAGAUGCGUGGUGUUGUUAAAAAAGAACACAUACUGCUACCGAUUACCAUCUUAGUACUAUCGUCACAGAGUUUAAGAAGCGAACGGCAAAACCGCUCAAAACAACAUGCGUCGAAGGCACAAAAAUAGACAAUAUUGUUUUUGCAUAAGACGUCAGUUUCCAUUCCAACUACAUAAGGCCGUAGAUAUGAUGUUUAAAAUGUGGCCGCGCGCCGUGUUCAUUGCAUUUCAUACCGAUUCGAGGAACAUUCCAUUGCCAUGCUGAAAAUAAAAUCAAUAUAUUUUUUUAAUGCAUUUUAAACCAACGAGGUUGUGCCUGCAUUUAUGGGGUAUAUUGUUAACGGACGUAGUACCGUUUAUUUUCCAUUCAACCCAAUUUGCUACGUGGCCGCUCAGUUCACGCCAAUUCAUCAACUAUCGAAAAAAAAAACUUUUUACAUACAUAUUAUUGCGUGUGUUUCUUGUCAUUUGCAUUCCAAGAGAUGUGUGUUAAUGUGGAAAUUAUAAGAAAUAUCUACCAGCCAAUGGAAAGUAUACUACCAGCAGUAGUAUGAUGGAGUUAGUGUUUGUAAACAGCAAGUAAAGACCAAUCGCUCAUGUUUAUUCUGUCCCCACAUUGUGUAGCGUUUAUUUUAGCUUUUGCGAACUCUUUCCUAUCUAUUUCGGCCGAGCCAAUGUCUUUCCGGCUGGAGCAACAAGGAUCCGCAGAACGUAGACCUUCGUAUAGGCGAACCCCGUAUUUAAAUGUUGUGCACAAGUGUUGCACGCUGUUACGACGAACCCGCUGGUUGUUCCGUCGAUAAAAUAUAGCAUAGACAGGUUUUUCGAACGAGAAAGAAAUAUUCAGGAACACUGUUUUUUUCUGUAACGGUAGAAGCGGAGCCGUUAGGGCGAAAUAUGCGUAGCAAAACGUUUUAAACUUUUAAAAUGGUCGCGCUAGCUAGUAGUCGACGAACGCUUAGUGCAUCCGUGAACCGAUAGAGGAAGGACGCGUGCCCUCAUGCCUUUCUUAUACAUUUGCUAGCUAAGAGUAAGGAGUAAGCUUUCGGAAAAGACAAUCGAACGAAUGCUUAGAAACGGAACCAUGAACAUUCAACACAUUUACACGUCAAUACACGUACACCGUUACACAUGACCCCACGUGGAACGCAGCAUAACGCAAAACGAAAUGCCUCCUUUAAUGUAUUUGAGUGUUUAUAAUAUAUUAUUUUAUCGUAAACCGAGA
Anopheles cruzii is the source of this 3006-nucleotide messenger RNA. RefSeq names its product tropomyosin-2 (gene Tm1). Gene Ontology annotation, molecular function: actin filament binding. Lineage: Eukaryota; Metazoa; Arthropoda; Insecta; Diptera; Culicidae. The record is from RefSeq and is a predicted model, not a curated record. The coding region runs from base 251 to 1105 and encodes 284 amino acids. Gene Ontology annotation, cellular component: actin filament. The transcript is spliced from 9 exons. Gene Ontology annotation, biological process: actin filament organization; muscle contraction.